This is a messenger RNA of Ictalurus furcatus (blue catfish), 6565 nucleotides long. It is a transcript of the gene crfb2, whose product is annotated as cytokine receptor family member b2. The transcript has 7 exons. Gene Ontology annotation, molecular function: protein binding. The coding region runs from base 392 to 1906 and encodes 504 amino acids. NCBI's taxonomy places the organism in Eukaryota, Metazoa, Chordata, Actinopteri, Siluriformes, Ictaluridae. The record is from RefSeq and is a predicted model, not a curated record.
AAAAACGAAACACCAUUUGAGGCUUCCGAGAAGUGUGCUGGUUUCUAACGAUUUCCUAGAUGUUUUCAUUUCAGAAAACAGUUCGGUGUUGGUUGUUAGAGGCGUGCUAAUGGACUGAUGAGAGCUAAUUUAAUUUGGUACAAGUAAAUCUAGGUUAUAAGGUAAAGUUAGUUGGAAGUUAUGGUAACGAUGUUAUUUUUUUUUAAUUCACUUGCGCAAAAGAGGAUGCGGUGAAGAUCUGGUUAGCUUCAGAGCUAAAGCUAAUGAAGUUGGCGCAUGAAGGCAUAUACAGUGGUGUAGGAGAAGCGAAAUGACGGCGUUAGACGCGUAAAAUGCAGAGAGCGCGGAGUGAGUGAGGAGGGAGGUUUCACUGUCUCAGCUCUCAGCUGCUAUGGAUCAUGUUUACACACUGCUCAUGCUGAUUGUGCCAUGCUCAGUGUUGUGUGGACACGUCCCUGCACCGGUCAAACUCACCAUGGAUUCCCAGAACUUUGUCCACCUGCUCACGUGGCAGGCUGGACCAGGGUCUCCUGCAGGACUGCAGUACAGGGUCUUCUUCCGCUCCUAUAGUGUCGACUGGAAGGUGGUGGACAGUUGUGCAGCAGUGCGUUACCCAUUGCGCUGUAACCUAACAGAUGUUUUCACCAAUCUGGAAGAGGCCUACUACAUCAGUGUUACAGCUGUUUUAGGGAAAGAGAUGUCCACACCCGUUUCCUACAAUCCGUUUAAACCAGAGUUUGAUACUUGGCUAGAGCCUCCGUCACUGCAACUUUCACCGUGUAAUGACUCCCUGUGUGUGUACGUUCAGUCUCCAUCUGAGAGACUUGACACAGUUUAUAAGAAAUACAACUACGUGCUUAAUGUGACCAACGAAAAAGGAGUUCAGGUGUUCUUGAGGAACACCAGGGGACUGGGCACUGUAGUUCUGAAAGUGGUGCCGGGGCUGCAGUACUGUGUGUCCGUGAACAUCACGGAUCGAAAGUCUACUUCAAAACCACCUGUGUGUGCUACUAAACCUGCAGCAGUGAACAACAUGGAUGCAGUGAUCUCGGGGGUUUUGUCUUUACUGGGGCUGUUGAUUGUGGUGACUGUUAUUGUCCAGGCUUUUAAAAGGUCCAUAUUCUUGAAAACCCCUCAACCAUUAGUUCUGAGUUCCUUUAAUGCCCCAUAUAAAGUGCAGCUUCUUACUUGGCCCAGUGUGGAGUCUCUCCACAAAACGUGUAUUUUGCUGGAGCCCAACACAAACGAAGAUGUUCAGGUCAGUGAAGAGGUGGACCAAGAGAAAGCGGAUGAAGAGGUGGCUUAUGAGGGACGAAGGGGUUGUGAACAAAUUGAUUGUUGUGAAGAAAUCUCAGAAGAAACAAAGUCUUCAAUUCCAGGUUCCCCAGAGAUCCCAUAUGAACAUACCCAUAAUUCGGUCACUGAAACAUACCCACAUGUCCCCGGAACCUUUUUGAAAGAGCACACGUUAACACCAGACAUGAUCAGACUUAACUGGGAGGCAACAACUCCCCAAACUACAGGUCAAAUCCGCACAACACACUUCUUACCUCUAAAAACUCCAAUCCAAGAGAUCAAAAAGAAUGAUUUGGCCUUGCUCAGGCAUAAGAGAGGAGAUGAACUCGGACAGGAGGAGGAGGAGGAGGAGGAGGGCAGUGACAAUGUGAAUUUCUUCUCCUUGACCCUGGGUGGCCAAAAUUCAGAACAAGAAGAAGAGACAGAAGAGAAUAUGGAAAAUGUGAAACCUGAGGUACCUUUAUUUGUGUUCGGGCCACCAAAACCUGCCAUGAACGUUCAGCCCACAUAUUCUGAGAGCACAAACAAAUGCAUUUCAUACUCUGAGGAGGAAGACCAGGAGGAUACGGAGGAAGAGGAAGCUUUCUGUGGAUAUAUGAUGCGGAGUUAAAAGCCAUUGUUUUCUCUAAAACAGAAUUUUCUCCAUCUGUUAUGCAAACGAGCUAAUGAGCAGCCUUGUGCCUAACAAUCUUAGUAUUCAUAUAAGAAAAGCUAUCUCUUUGGGGGUUUUAUUUUAAAUUCACUUGAUAUUUCUUUAAACUGUACCACUGGAUCCCAGUGAUGUAGAGAGGUUUUUUGUUUUUUUUUAUUACAAAAAUUGCCAAAAAGCAAACUGUAUUCCAGGCUGCCAGUUACUAGAAUCUUACUAUCAAAGCAUUAGGUAUUGCCGCUCGAUGUAAGCAACCAAUUUUGAACCAUGAGAGUACAUAUAUUUGCUUAAUUGGAGACCGAACAGUAUUGUUCAUUAAUUCAUUCAACUUCAGUAAGUGCCUUAUCCUGGUCGGGGUUAUGGUGGAUUCGGAGCCUGUGAAGACUGGGUGUGAGGCAGGAAUACACAAUUAACUCCUACAGUUUCUAUAAUGUAGCCAGUCCUACUACUGUUGUGAUUUUCGGAGAAUUCUGAGGAAACUGAAGCAGACACUAUCAGAAUACACUUCACACAGACAGUACACCAAGCUCAAGAUCAAACUGGGGACCCUGAAGUUGCUUAAUAUUAGGGCUGCGGAAAAACCGACCUUUUGUUAAAAAUAAUUACUAAUCGAAUGAUUAUUCCCUGUCCCAAGGACAAUAACAAACCUAAAUUCCAAAUAGAAUUAGACUUUUAAACAACGACAAAAUAUGGUGUCUUGCCAUUAAUUUUAUCAACUCUAAACAGGCAAAAUUUAUCAAUCCUAAUUAAACUGAAAGUUCUAUGCUUUUUUAUAUGCAGUGGGUUCAGAAAGUAUUCAGACCGCUUUGGUUUUUGCACCCUUUAUUGUGUUAUAGAUUUAAUCUAAAAUGGAUUGAAUUGACCUUUUUGGCCAUCAAUCUACACCCAUCUAUAAUGAAAAUUUUCAAAUGUGUGGGGUUUUUUUUGUGCAAAUUUAUUAAAAAUCAAAAACUGAAAUCUCUCAUUUGGAAAAGUAUUCAGACCCUUUAUUCAGUACUUAAGUCUCUACAAGCUUUGCUCACCUGGAUUUGGGUAGAUUUUCCCAUUCUUCCUGGCAGAUCCUCUCAAGCUCAAUCAGAUUUGGUUCAGCGUUUGUGAACUGCCAAGUUCAGCAUUCUCCACAGAUAUUUUAUGUGGGUCAAGUGUGGGCUUUGGCUGGGCUACUUAAAGACAUUAAGAAACUUGUUCAGAAGCCCCUCCAGCAUUGUCUUGGCUGUAUGCUUGGCUUUAUGCUUAGCUGUAUGCAUUGUGGUGUUAAGGUUAGAACCUCUACCCCAGUCUGAGAUCUUGUGAAUUCUGGAAGCAUGACCUCUUUGUGGCUGGAUUUAUUCAUCCUUUCCUCAAUUCUGACCAGUCUCCCCAUUCAUGCUGCUGAGAAUGACCCCCAUAGCAUGAUGCUGCCACGACCGUGCUUCACUAUAACAAUGGUAUUAGUAGUUGAUGAGCAGUACCUUGGAGCACUUGGAGUUUAAUUUUUGUUGUAUUAAACAAGAGAAUCUUGUCUAUUAAGUGUUUGCCUUUUACUUAGGAGUGGCUUCUGUCUAGCCAGUCAAGGCCUGAUUGAUAGAAUAUUUCUGAGAUGGUUGUCUUUCUGGCAGGUUCUCCCAUCUGUUUGGAAGCUCUGUUAGAGUGGCCAUUGGGUUCUUGGUCACCUUUAUGUCCAAGGCCCUUCUAGAUCAGUUAUUGAGUUUGGCUGUUUGGCCAGCUCUUGGACGUGUACUAGUGGUUCCAAACUUCCUCUGUUUCACAGUGAUGGAGCUCACUGUACACCUGGGAACAUUCAAAGCUUUAGAAAUUAUUUUAUACAUUUCAGUUCUACGUCUCAACACAGUUUGAUUGUGGAUGUCUACAGAAAGUUCCUUGGACAUCAUGGCUUGUGGGAUCUUGUACAUACAGGUGUGUGCCUUUCUAAAUCACGUCCAACCAAUUGAAUUUGCAUUACAGGUUAAACUGAAUUACAGGUGGACUCCAGUCAGGUUCCAAAGACAUGCCAAGAUAAUCAAAGCAAACAGGAUGCACUCGAAGGGUCUGAAUACUUAUCUAAGAUCGAUUUCAGUAUUAAUAAAUGUCAUCAUAAAUUUUUGCAUAGAUGGAUGUCUAAAAACCUCAAUUUAAUCCAGUUUAAAUUAAAUCUAUGACACAAUAAAGUGUGCAAUAACUGAUGGGUUUGGAAUACUUUCAGAACCCACUGUAUUUGACUUUGACCAUGCCAUAAAACAUUAAAUAUCACCAGGAGCUUUCACUGACCAAGCAGGAGCUUUCAGGUGCUUUCAUUUUAUUUUCAUUUCUGUGCAUUAUUGAUGUGUUGCUGUGAAAGGCUUCCCCUCUUUGCAUAUAUAGUAUUGCCUUACAUAUAUACUUCUGUUUUAGUAUUUUAGUUCUUGCCUUCUUUGCUCUCAAGUUGUCUAUCAUUGAAAGUUCCGUCUGUGGGAUCAUUGAUUUCUUUAGUGGUGCUAGAUCAUGAGAUCCAUGCAGUGUAUUUACUAUCACAUGUGUGCUCAGAUAUUUAGUUACAGCAUUAGUUCCUUUUAGGUACGUUUUGCGAUCACAGCUCUGCACAAAUUCACCUAUGUGAACUUGGUUAUUUUUGUUUUCCUACAUUCAGUCUGGUCGCCUCUGGCUUGUUAUAAUCCAUGCUAGCAGGCUGUACGUUGUAAAAGAAAUCAGCAUGUAAACAAUGGCAGUGCCGCCAGCACCUUAAGCCAUGUGUUAUAUUCAACUCAGAAAUAUUUUGGCCUAUGCAGUCUGAUUAUUUACUAUAAAACACGCGACAGUGAAUUUUCAAUAUCAACAUAGUCGAUUAUCAUAGUAGGUGUACUCAAUACUUUUUCAUAUAUAUGGUUAGAUCACUGUUGCAGAUGGCUGUGAUAUGCACAUAGGCUCUCUAACCCAGUACUCAUGCUGCAUUUGAUUAAAACUCAUGACUCAGAAUUUCCAAGCUUCAGCUAGGAAAGACCAAAAAAAAAAUGUGCCUCAAUUCAGAAUUCCUACUUGAAAACUAGAUACAGUCUCCUCAACCCCAAGUUCAGUAAUAGACAUUAAAUGAGCAUGGUUGCUCAUAGCAUCAGAAGAGACAACAGAAGACACAUUGGCUUGUUAAACAUUGACAGUACAGUUUGCCGGAAAAUAUACAUCACUCCUCCCAGUUAGCAGACUAGCCAACGAAAGAUGAACAUGAAGGCAUCCAUGUUUUUCCUCCAUUUUGUAGUUAAAAAAUGACGAAAUUCCAAGUUCCACCUUCCCACUUCCAAAUCAAAUGCAGCAUAAAUGUUUUCAUAGACACUUCGGUCUCUGGGAGGGUUUCAUGUAUUAAAACAUUUCGCUUCGUCAGUCAUGUCAAAAUAACACAGAUCAUCAAUGUUACAUGAACUGUUCAACAGUAUUUCAUAUUUACCGGAUUAAAUAUUAUUUUUUCACUUUUUUUCUUCACUUUUUCAAUUGCAGUAUACUUUUCUUUGUUUUUCUGCCAGUCCUACAAUAUGUUCCAGGUCUUGAUACAUACAACAACACAUACAUAGGAAAUCAUGAUGUAUUAUUUUUUUUAUAUGAUGUCAGAACUCUCUUGUAGUGUUAUUUUUUUCCACUGAUUGUGCUGCCUGGAUCAUGUUCAGUAUUGAUUAUAAUGUUGGUUGUAAUUCAGUGUUAAACAGAAAAGCUGUUGGUUUCAUUUCAUGCUAUGGUUUACACUUCACCAUUACUAGCUCCUGUAGCUGUAUCAGGAUCUGUUAUCACCAAGUCAAAGCACUUCAGGUUAUUUCAUGUACAGGAGUUAACAGUGCUAGCAUUGUAACUUUGAUGCAUUUCAAAUUUUUUUUAUAUGCUUUUUAAAAACAUGUUUGUAUUAGUAUCUUUGCAAGUGAUAUCUUAGGAAUAACUGCAAGCUUAUACAAUAAACUUAUACAUUCAGUAGUACAGGUAUAAGUCCUGUUGGUUAACUGGUAUUUUUGAAACUCAUUAGAUUGUUAUUCGAGUUGCAAAUGAUGCUAAAGGAACUAUGGGUUCAAAAAGAGAAGGUAUAUUAAAGUAGUAGGGAACUACAUGACUAAAAAAAAACAAAACAUUAUUUUAUGUUUAACACACACUAGUUCACACACCUCACUUAUGCAUAAACACACACAAUGCGGUCAGCCAGGGUGAAUUGCGCACGACAGCAGGGGAUACUGAGUGUGUCUGACGUGACCACACAGAAGACCAGGCUCUGCUGGCGCCUGAGACGUCACCACACGGACCAUUGAGAUCUGCUUGCACGCGAGCCGUGACCACACGGACCAUCGGGAUCUGCACGUGCCCGAGAUGUGACUACACGGACAACCAGUCUCUGUUGGCACCCAAAACGUGACCACAUGGAGCACAGGCCUCUGCUCACUCUCGAGACAUGACCACAUGGGCCAGGGGGCUCUGAUCGCACCUGAGACAUGACCAUAUGGACAACAAAGCUCUGCUCAUGCCAGAGACAUGACCACACAGACCACUGGGCUCUGCUUGCACACGAGACGUGACCACGCAGACAACAAAACUCUACUGGCACCCGGGACAUGACUACAUGGACAACCAGUCUCUGUUGGCACCUGAAACGUGACCACAUGGACCACCAGGCUCUGCUUCCACCCAAGACAUGAC